This is a messenger RNA of Cucurbitaria berberidis CBS 394.84, 714 nucleotides long. RefSeq names its product YjgF-like protein. NCBI's taxonomy places the organism in Eukaryota, Fungi, Ascomycota, Dothideomycetes, Pleosporales, Cucurbitariaceae. The record is from RefSeq and is a predicted model, not a curated record. The coding region runs from base 182 to 640 and encodes 152 amino acids. The transcript has 3 exons.
GUGUGUGGGUGAGGCACAGGAACGCAUCAUCAGACAAGUUAUCGGAGCCAAUCAAAAAUUGAUGCGGUUCAGUUAGUUCGGGCGUACUGGGUACUUGAGAGGCAGCUCGCGUCUUUGAGCCUACACCCGAGUGAAAAGCUGUCGAAGGCUUGCAACUCUCCGACAACUCAUCUCCGCAAUCAUGGUCACAGACGAUAGAUCUUCAAAGUUAUGCGCGCACGGUUUCCAAUUCCGUAAUUGGCCUGGAGCAGGGGAGGAAGCCGCUGCUCGAAUGGGGAUAUCACAUGCUGUUAUCUUGCCUCCAAAUGCGCGCACUAUCAUCGUGGCGGGACAAGUCGGAAUCCGUGACGAUGGCACAGUCUCAGAGAAUUUGUCAGAGGAAGUUGAAACGGCUUUCGAGCAUGUUGAUAAAGCUCUGAAAGUAGCAGGUUUGGGCGAUGAUGCGUGGGAGCACAUCUACAAGAUCAACACGUUCGAGAUUUCGGCUCCCGGUCUGAUGGACAUAGUGCUCGAUAAAGCUAGAGUCCGCCUAGGGAGCACGAAACCAGCUUGGGUUGGAGUGGGGGUUCAAAGUCUUUUCCAUCCGAGCUUGCACAUCGAGAUUAGCGUUGAGGCGUAUCUUCCCGGAGAGAACCGAUGAACACCCUAUAAGCAGCAAGUAGAUCAUAAUGCAACAAUGUUGUAUCGUGCUCGACAAGUAGUGAGCUAAGACGG